Messenger RNA from Oldenlandia corymbosa var. corymbosa, 2553 nucleotides. The record is from the annotation of a GenBank genome assembly. Lineage: Eukaryota; Viridiplantae; Streptophyta; Magnoliopsida; Gentianales; Rubiaceae.
AGUUAACUAAAUUUACACAAACCAACAAAAACUAACAAAAUUUAGUUUUUUUUGGUCCCAAAUAUAUUAUAAAUUCUUCAAAUUGUCCUUCAUAACAUUAAUAAACUGAUGAAAUUAAUUUUGAAUUGAUUGGUUAGUUGUGAGGGUAAAGAAAGGAAAAACAAAAGCAUUUGAAAUAAUGCACAUUGAUUGCUGAAUGAGUAGUUGUAUAUAUAGAGCCAAAAAUAGCAAAACAAGCAAGUUAUACAACGCCAAUCGAAGAGGAGGAUGUGGAAGCUAAAACUAUCGCAAAAGGGAGAUGAUGAAGGGGAAUGGAUCACAAGCUCGAACAAUCAUAUUGGACGAGAGUUUUGGGAGUUCGAUCCAAACUUUGGAAGCACAGAAGAAAAGGCUCUUGUUGAAAAGGUCCGAGAGGAGUUCACUAAGAAUCGAUUUGAGAUUCGACACAGUUCCGACCUCAUCAUGCGAAUCCAGUUUGCGAAAGAGAAUCCGUGUGAAGUGAAUUUACAAGGACCAAAAAUAGUAGGGAGUAAUGAUGAAGAAGAAACGAUCAAAGAGGAAGCAGUGGUAACAACCUUGAGAAGGGCUUUAAGGUUUUACUCAACGCUUCAAGCAGAAGAUGGGCACUGGCCUAGUGAUUAUGGUGGCCCGUUAUUUCUAUUACCGGGCUUGAUUAUCGGGUUGUAUGUGAUGGGAGCAGUGGAAACUACAUUAUCAAGUGAGCACCAAAAAGAAAUUCGUCGGUAUCUCUAUAAUCAUCAAAACGCAGAUGGUGGAUGGGGUUUGCAUAUAGAAGACCGGAGCACCAUGUUUUGUAGCGCUCUUAUUUACGUGUCUCUGCGGCUUCUUGGCGAGCCGGCCGAUGAAGGCCGGAAUGGAGCGAUGGAGAUAGCUCGAAAUUGGAUACUUGAUCAUGGAGGAUGCACUUUCAUCCCAUCAUGGGGGAAGCUUUGGCUUUCUGUACUUGGAGUUUAUGACUGGAGUGGCAACAAUCCUCUGCCUCCCGAACUCUGGCUUCUCCCUUACUUUCUUCCGAUACAUCCAGGUCGAAUGUGGUGUCACACUAGGAUGGUGUACUUGCCAAUGUCAUACCUCUAUGGAAAGCGAUACACUGCGCCGUUAAACGACACAAUUGUCUCGUUGCGAAAAGAGCUCUACUCACAACCUUACCACCAGAUUUGUUGGAACUUAGCCAGAAAUCAGUGCGCUAAGGAAGAUUUAUACUGCCCACAUCCACUAGUACAAGAUCUCUUCUGGGAUGGUCUGAACAAGUUCGUCGAGCCCCUUCUUCGAAAGUGGCCUUUCUCUAAAUUGAGGCAGAAAGCUUUGAUGACUGUCAUGGAGCAUAUUCAUUAUGAGGAUGAAAACACUCACUACCUUUGUAUAGCACCUGUUAAUAAGGUGCUAAACAUGGUAUGUCGUUGGGUUGAGAAUCCGAACUCCAAAGCCAUCAAGUCGCAUCUUGCAAGGAUAAAAGAUUACUUGUGGGUGGCAGAAGAUGGCAUGAAGUUGAAGGGAUAUAAUGGAUCUCAGUUGUGGGAUGCUGCUUUAGCGGUUCAAGCAAUAUUAGCAACAAACCUCCCUGAUGAAAACGGUUUGAUGCUUCAAAAAGUGCACAUGUUUGUUAAGCUUUCUCAGAUUGACAAAGACAAUCCUGGAGAUCUUAAGUUCUGGUAUCGUCACAUUUCAAAAGGUUCAUGGUGCUUCUCCACCGCGGACAAUGGCUGGCCUGGAGCAGAUACUACCUCGGAAGGCCUAAAGGCAGCUCUCCUGCUAUCAAGAAUUUCAUCUGAUAUUUCCAGAGUGGCGGUAGAAAAUGAAAAGCUCUAUGAUGCUGUUAAUGUGAUUCUAUCCUAUCAGAACAACAAUGGAGGUUUUGCAUCUUACGAGCUCACUAGAUCUUACGCUUGGUUGGAGAAAAUUAAUCCGUCAGAAACAUUUGGAGAUAUUAUGAUUGAUUACCCGUAUGUAGAAUGCACUUCAGCAGCAGUUCAGGCUCUCAGAUUAUUCAACAAAUUGUACCCAGCACAUCGGGAGAAAGAGAUCGAAUCCUGCAUUGAGAAAGCCCUAAAUUUCAUUGAAAGCAUACAACUUCCUGAUGGUUCAUGGUAUGGAUCUUGGGGAGUCUGCUACACCUAUGGAACAUGGUUUGGCAUUACAGGGUUGGUGGAAGGAGGGAAGACCUAUGAUAAUAGCAAAAGUAUUCGAAAAGCCUGUGAAUUCUUACUCUCCAAGCAGCUCCCAUCCGGUGGAUGGGGAGAGAGCUACAUUUCUUCUCAAAAUAAGUUGUACACAAACCUUGAGGGAAACAAAACACACAAUGUAAACACUGCAUGGGCUCUGUUAGGUCUCAUCAAAGCUGACCAGGCCAAGAGAGAUCCCAAUCCCCUGCAUCGUGCAGCAAAAGUUCUCAUCAAUUCACAAAUGGAAAAUGGUGACUUCCCACAACAGGAAAUCAUUGGAAUUUUUAAUAGAAAUUGCACGAUAAGCUAUUCAAACUAUAGAAACAUUUUUCCAAUAUGGGCUCUUGGAGAAUACCUCAGCAAAGUCUAG